Molecule: messenger RNA, 330 nt
Organism: Fonsecaea multimorphosa CBS 102226
Lineage: Eukaryota; Fungi; Ascomycota; Eurotiomycetes; Chaetothyriales; Herpotrichiellaceae
Exons: 1
Coding region: 1-330 (109 amino acids)
Source: RefSeq, a predicted model, not a curated record
AUGGCCGGCAAAAAACCACUCAAAGACGCCGCAAAGUCCAACCCCACGGCUCUGGGCGACCCAGUCUCCCUCAAAGCCGAGCAAUCAGACACCUCGCCCACCCAUCAGCCGCAGCAGAAGGCCGACAGGAGUCCGAGCCUGAAGGAGCGCGCGGAGCAAGACCUCAACGAGGCCAAAAAGGGCAAUCGUUCGAUGCUUGGGGAUCCCGUGAGUCUCAAGGCCGAGACGUCCGAGGGCGACCCGGUCCGGGACGCGGAUGAGAAUGAGGACGGGACGGGGAGGAGUAGUGGUGCGAGGAAAGGAGGGAAGGGGAGGGAUUCGAAGUUAUGA